AUGGUCGCCACGGCGAGAUCGAGCCGAUCCUUCACCCCAAGAAAAAAUGUCGCGGCCACGGCCAUGGCGAUCCCCCAAUUCAAGAAAGUUACAAGACCGAAUGCGAGCAUACUUAGUUUUUUUCAGAAGACCCAACGACCAGAGGACUCUCUCCGCGUUGGAGCCACACCCGACGCUGCAACCCAUGACGAGCACACAUACAGCCGUGAUGAUGAACACCGCCUCAAUGAGUCGACAUUGGCCAAUAAAAAGAGACGAUUGAGUGACGAGGCUCUUGCAUCGGGAGAAAAUGGUAGUGCCAUUUCUGUCGUGGUCCAUACCAAUGAACCCGCAGACAACGGCAAAGCGAUCAAAAGCGCUAAUUCUCGACAUGACCUCCCUUUCAUCGUGGAUUCCGAUGGUGAAGAUGAGCACGACAGCUGCGACAAGGAUGACGGCAGCGACAAAAACGGAGUUUCUUCUCGUGUUUCUUUGCAGCCGGGGAAAUCUCAGCAAGACACUCAUACACUCCCAAGCCCAGGUCGGCCAAAGCCCCCAGACGGCCCAGAUGUACGAUGCCAAAGUCCCGAGAAGAAGUUGGGCUCUAACCGACAAGGCCAAACGCACCACCUAUUUACAGGGCUCGAGGGCCUUGGCGAAUUAGAUGACUUGGAAUUUGCCGAGUUUGAAGGCGAGGAAAUGCGGGAAAUGAGAUUUAUGCAUGAGCAAGCCCGACUAGAAGCUCUAGAAGACGGAACUUCUAUACCCGAAGACUUCGGCCUAGAUCCCCUUCAAGACGACUCCGCAGCUCAGUCGUGUCCGAUUUGCAGUGCAAGACUUCAUGGCGUUUCAGUGGAUGAAGCGACGAAACACGUCAACUCGUGUCUAGACGGCCAUCCGACACCCCUAUCCGAAGAUAAGCCCCCCAAAGCUGCGUCACCACCGCCCGAGGUUGAAGCUACGGUAAUAAGCAAACGAUUUGCACGUGCUGCAAUCCCACGACCGGGACAGGCAAACCCUCUCGAGCCAGACAAUGAUGGAAACGGGACCAAGUCUGCUUUUUCUAAGCUCAUGUCAAACAAAGCCGAAGACUCAGCCUGGGCGGCCGCAGCCGCGGCCGAGAACGCUUCAAGGGGACGCCCAGCCUACGAAAGAACAUGUCCGUUUUAUAAAAUUAUUCCCGGGUUUAAUAUUUGUGUGGAUGCUUUCCGAUAUGGCGCUGUCAAGGGAUGUGAGGCGUACUUCCUCAGUCACUUUCAUAGUGACCACUACAUUGGUCUAACAGCAAGCUGGGUGCAUGGGCCGAUAUAUUGCAGCAAGGUGACCGGGAGCCUAGUGAAGCAGCAACUUCGAACUGCUGCAAAGUGGGUCGUGGAGUUGGACUUUGAGAAACCCUACGAUAUUCCAGGAACAGGCGGCGCCACGGUCGUCAUGAUACCAGCCAACCACUGCCCUGGCAGCUCGUUAUUCCUCUUUGAGAAGCCCGCCGAGAGAGGGAGCAAUCGUCGAGGCAAGCGGAUCCUUCAUUGUGGCGACUUUCGAGCUUGCCCAGCUCACGUAACCCAUCCACUCAUGAAGCCAGACCUCCGAGAUGCAACCACUGGGAAGUUGAGCCAGCAAAUCAUCGACAUAUGCUACUUGGAUACCACGUACCUCGACCCGAGAUAUUCAUUUCCACCACAGCGCGACGUCAUCAAAGCGUGUGCCGACCUAUGUGCAUCGCUGUCCCCAGAUCCUACUUGUAAGGAAGACUUUUGGGAAAAGGGUGGCAGAGAAGAAGAUACACAAGCAGUCAGCAAGUAUUUCCAAAGCAACAAGCAAAGUAACGAUUUCACUGAGACCAAGGCUCCAGCAAAGUUGGGUCAACGGCUUCUCGUAGUCUGCGGCACCUAUUCCAUCGGAAAGGAGCGAAUAUGCGUCGCUAUUGCCAACGCGCUUAACAGCAAGAUAUUUGCCGCUCCAGGUAAAAUGAAGAUCUGCAACCAGCUCGGCGACCCGGAAUUGACCCGACUCCUCACCUCCAACCCUGUGGAGGCUCAAGUCCACAUGCAACCACUUAUGGAAAUCCGAGCAGAAACUCUGCAAGAAUAUCUGGAUGGUUACAGCGGUCAUUUCAGUCGCAUCGUGGGUUUUCGCCCCAGUGGCUGGACCUACCGGCCUCCAAGUAGCAAACAAAUAUCAGUCAACACUUCGCCGACGAGUAUCCAAACGCAGCAGAUUCUUCAUGGCAAGGGUUGGAGAUCAAGAUUUGGCUACAAGGACUUUGUCGCGCAGCGGGGCAGCACCAAGUUGGCCAUGUGUUUUGGUGUUCCUUACUCGGAACACAGCAGUUUUCGAGAACUCGCCAUGUUCAUAAUGAGCUUGAGAAUAGAAAAAGUCAUCCCUACAGUGAAUGUAGGCAGUGAGAAGUCGAGAAGGAGAAUGAAGGCAUGGCUGGACCGGUGGGCGUCUGAAAGACGGCGAGGUGGCCUCGUCUGCCCCUUGGUAGAAGGGGAAGACGACACCCAAGACAAGGACAUAUGCCUGUGGGAGGAUAAAUCUGACACAUAUUCAAGUGGAUCAAAUGAACCAAUCCAGUGCAUUACAUAUCUCACACUCAACGCCGUUGCCGUGGUUGUCACAAAGUCAGCCAUAACCCUCGCCGGCGUGCCCGCCGCGAAACCCAACCGAAAUGUCGACCCUCCCUUUCCUCCCCCAGUAAGCGUCGGCAGCCUCUCCAGUCACACCUGUUCACUUAGCCUUGGCCUGUUGAGCAGCGGCCUCUGGAGAGCAGUCAGCGAAUACGCCGUCACAGGACCGCAACCCACCGAAGCAGACGGGCUCACCUCUCCGCGUCGCAUCCUCCAGCAGCUGCGUGUCCACCGACCCAGCGGGCAAAUGGACAUAGCGCACCACCGAGCCUCGAAUAAACACGUUCUUGACCGAGCUCUUGACCUCCGUCAGUCCAGCACCACACGGGCCCGCCUCCUCCCCCUCGACUGGGCCAGCAAUGGGCAGCGGGAAAAAGGGUCGGGAGCCAAGCCGCACACAGCACACACCAGCCGCGGCGGACGGAUGGGACGACGCACCAGAUGA
Molecule: messenger RNA, 3054 nt
Organism: Metarhizium album ARSEF 1941
Lineage: Eukaryota; Fungi; Ascomycota; Sordariomycetes; Hypocreales; Clavicipitaceae
Product: DNA repair metallo-beta-lactamase
Exons: 2
Coding region: 1-3054 (1017 amino acids)
Biological process (GO): interstrand cross-link repair; protection from non-homologous end joining at telomere; double-strand break repair via nonhomologous end joining
Molecular function (GO): damaged DNA binding; 5'-3' DNA exonuclease activity
Source: RefSeq, a predicted model, not a curated record